ACUGCGUGACACCGGAGUUUCCCAGUAAAAGGCGGUACAUAUAGGAUAUAUUGCUGCGGCUGCCACAUCAUCUGUAAAUCGUCGUCGCAAGCAACCUGAGAUCGGAAUUAGCUGUGGUCUUUGAUGAUACUGCGAUUCACCCGUGAGCCUACGAAAAUGAAGCUGUUCCUCGGCAUGCUUCUACUGGGAACGAUCGCGCUCACAAGUGGCCAGACCGUGCUAUCUGAGAACGCUGGAGCAUCGGAGCAAGAUCCCAUCGGAUUCCGUCCGUUUAGGGAGGCUUUCAGGGAUCUCCUGCACCAGGUGAAGUUAUCGCAAGGACUGCACGAUGACGCUAUACAGCGCCUGAGAGCCGGGGAGGAUGUAAACCUGGAGGAAGUAAACAGCCGCAUUGAUACCAUUAUGUCUUCCCUUAAUAGGGAGGUGAUUCACUACUCACAAGAACUAAGCGUUAUGGUGCCGUUGUACGCUGCACUAGGCUCCGUUAAACACUCCAAGGAUGAUGGAGAAAGACGGCAGCUUGCGUUUAUGAAUCUGGGCAAGGCGGUUUGGGAAGCGUUUAGUAGUGACAAGGCCACCGAUAUUAUCGAGACACUGCUCUACCUUACCCUGGCUGGCGAGUUGUACUUCGUCGAUCUGGACGCAAGUGCGUUGGAAUAAAGAUGCCUUUGUUAUUGAA
Ornithodoros turicata is the source of this 679-nucleotide messenger RNA. RefSeq lists its product as uncharacterized. The record is from RefSeq and is a predicted model, not a curated record. The transcript is spliced from 5 exons. Bases 124 to 660 code for a protein of 178 amino acids. Lineage: Eukaryota; Metazoa; Arthropoda; Arachnida; Ixodida; Argasidae.